AUGCCUAUCUAUCUAUCUAUCUAUCUAUCUAUCUAUCUAUCUAUCUCCUUUAAUUACUUUGUUCCUAUCUAUCUAUCUCCUUCCUCUCUACCUUCUAAUGCAUCUCUCUCUGCGUCUGUUUAUCUGUCUGUCUGUCUGUCUAUCUAUCUAUCUCUCUAUUCCAUCCUUCCUUCCUAUCUAUCUAUCUAUCUAUCUAUCUAUCUAUCUAUCUAUCUAUCUAGCGAGAUUAAGGUGGGCUUAUUCUAUAUCUAUCUAUCUAUCUAUCUAUCUAUCUAUCUAUCUAUCUAUCUAUCUUGCUACCUAGCUACUUCCACCCUUCCUUCCUAUCUAUCUGAUCUAUUUGUAUUAAUAUCUAUCUAUCUAUCUAUCUAUCUAUCUAUCUAUCUAUCUAUCUAUCUAUCUAUCUAUCUAUCUAUCUAUCUGUGCGUGCUGCGUGCUCGUGUGUCUAUUUGCUAA
Messenger RNA from Acanthosepion pharaonis, 456 nucleotides. NCBI's taxonomy places the organism in Eukaryota, Metazoa, Mollusca, Cephalopoda, Sepiida, Sepiidae. The record is from the annotation of a GenBank genome assembly.